Molecule: messenger RNA, 2792 nt
Organism: Phoenix dactylifera (date palm)
Lineage: Eukaryota; Viridiplantae; Streptophyta; Magnoliopsida; Arecales; Arecaceae
Molecular function (GO): RNA uridylyltransferase activity
Source: RefSeq, a predicted model, not a curated record
GGACGUUAUGCUCGAUCAAAAUUGCUGCGGCGGAUUCCUUCACCCUUUAGGUCUUCCCUCGGGCGGUACAAAACGUCUAGUAAUCUACCGGUCUCGACUCCCUAAGCCUUUUCGAGUUCAUUGGGAAGCCCAUCCGCUCCGCCGGCAAACGGUAUGGCCGACGGCGGCGGCGGCGGCGGCGGAGGAGGAGCCUCCUUCUCCUUCUCGAAAGACACCGCUACUGGAGUCACCGGCGGUCAAGACAAGCUCCCCUCCUCCUCCUCCUCCGCCUCCUUGGAUGGGGGCGCCUUUCUCCUCCGUCUCCUCCAAAAACCCCCUCAAACCCAACUCUCCGCCUCCCCUUUCUCUCUACCACCCAACCACGACCCCGCCGUCGCCGCCCUCGGCCCAAGCCGUCACUUCCUUCCCCCCGAUUUCCGACCUCCACCGCCCUCCCACCCUCCCCCUCCGCCGCCGCCGGCGGGCCACUUCCCCGAACCCCACCUCUUCUCCCCUCCUCCCUUCUCCGUCCCCCCCGGGUUCCCCCCAGUCCUUUGGCCGCCGCACCCCGGCUUCCCUUCCCUCGGCGCCGAUGCCGGGAGCUCCCACGGCCCCGGGAACCAUCCCUUCUUCCGGAUAGACCAAAGGUUAGGGCUUUCGGCUACUGGCGUCGGCCCUGUUGCUGCCGCCCCUCCAAGAGGCGAUCUUUACAGAAUUCCAGGGCACCCGCAUCCAGAUAGGGUUCUCGUGGAUCAAAUUGAGUCUGGCAGGAAGUUUUCCGGUCCUCAGGGGCCAGAAGGGAGGAGCGAUUUAAGGCCACCACCGGGCUUUCAGAAGUUUCCAGUUGGUGGUGCUGCUGAAUUGGACAGAUCAUUGGCCGACCAGAGCAUUCCCAAAGUCAGCUCGGCGCAAUGGAAGGCGCAGGCCGAGAGGUUACGUGGGCACUUUGAGCGGAACCACUUCCAUGGAGAGAGAGGAAAAGAUGCCCCGUUUCAGAGGCCACCACACAGGCCACAGGGAUUGGGGCAAUGGAUCGCCACGCAUGAGAGGCAAGAUGGGGAUCAAAAGGUGGGGAGGAGGGAGAGGAGUUGGAGUGACGAGAAUCAUGAGUCUCAUUCUUACCCAGAUGAUGCAGCGGCACACGGAGAGUUUCGGCACGAUGAUCAUAGGGGGUAUAGCGAUAUUCCCCUCAAAUCCCAGCUUAGAAAUCGGCCUGUCAGCUCUAGCCGACCUAUCAACAGCAAUCGACGUCCUGGUGGAGAAUCCGAGAAGGAUGCAGAUAAUGAGGUUGAUGAUGGAGGGAAGAAAGCUAGAGGGCAUAGGCUGGAAAGUUCAGAUCAGAGUGAAAUUGAUGAUAUAUCCUCUAGAAGGGAUAAUUGCAGGGAAGAGGAUGUGUUAAACGAACAACUUAUGGAUUCUUUGGAGUUGAGGGAUGAUGCAGUGCUUAAGAAUGCUAUGACCCAUGUCAGUACUUCACGGGGCAAGGAUGUCAGGUCAGACACUUUUAGAGGACAUUAUGUAUCAAGCCAGCGAGUGAGGAUCCGAAGGAGAACACUGGAAUGUCGCUGGGACAUAGAUGCACUGACACCUAGUUUCCUUUCAAUUUUUGAAUCUUUAGUACCUGCAGAGGAGGAAAUAGCCAAGCAAAAGCAAUUAUUAUUUUCACUGCAGAAUUUGGUAAACAAAGAAUGGCCCAAUGCUCGGCUGUAUCUUUAUGGAUCAUGUGCCAAUUCAUUUGGGGUCUCAAAUAGUGAUAUUGAUGUCUGUUUUGCUAUUGAUGAUACUGACAGAAACAAGCUUGAUAUUUUGUUAAAAUUGGCAGAUGUCUUGCAGUCUGGUAAUCUUCAAAAUGUGCAGGCACUAACUCGUGCUAGGGUUCCUAUAGUAAAGCUAAUGGAUCCAGUUACUGGACUUUCUUGUGAUAUAUGCAUCAAUAAUCUCUUAGCAGUUGUUAACACAAAGCUCCUGAAGGAUUAUUCACAAAUAGAUGGUAGACUAAGGCAGUUGGCUUUUAUUGUGAAGCAUUGGGCCAGAUCCCGUCGCGUCAAUGAAACAUAUCAAGGGACUCUUUCUAGUUACGCUUAUGUGCUAAUGUGCAUUCACUUCUUGCAACUCCGCAAGCCUGCAAUUCUUCCUUGUUUACAGGCAUUGGAGGCAACCUAUGCUGUAACUGUAGAUAAUGUUGAAUGUGCUUACUUUGACCAAGUCGAAAAACUGCAUGAUUUCAGUGCUCGGAAUAAGGAAAGUAUUGCACGGUUGCUUUGGGCAUUUUUUCAGUACUGGGCAUAUCAUCAUGAUUAUACGAAUGAUGUUAUAUCUGUUCGAACAGGAAGCAUCAUUAGCAAGCAAGCUAAGGAUUGGACAAGGCGGAUUGGAAAUGAUCGUCAUCUAAUAUGCAUAGAAGAUCCCUUCGAGAUUUCCCAUGAUCUCGGCCGUGUGGUUGACAAGUACAGCAUUAAAAUUCUGAGGGAAGAAUUUGAACGAGCUGCAGAUAUUCUGCAAUACGAUCGGAACCCCAGUGUCACUCUCUUUGAGCCUUAUGCACCGUGUUCAAUGCAAAGUUCAAACCAGUAAGGCAUUGGUGCCGUGGAUUAGCUUUGUAGAUAUUUUAGGACAGUCUGGGACUCGAGUAGUAUGGAUAAUUAAGAUUAUCUAUUUGAUUGCAGUGGUUGUUGAGAUAAAUUUUUAUCCUAAUUUUCUUUUUUAAACUUUUUUGAUCAUGCCGGAAGCAUUUAUGCUAACAUACUGUAAUCGAAGCUCGACGGAUAAAUGAUUAUUGCUAAAAGACAAUAUGUAUAAAUAUAGUUAAAUCA